AUGCCGCCAAAAAAAGAUAAACCUUCAGGAGCCCAGUAUCGAAAGAGUAGAGCUCAAGCUCAAUUAGAAUUAGAAAAAAAUGCAAAAAUGAUGAACAAAUAUUUUAAUAAAAAUAGUGGAACCUGUGAAACAUCUACUUCGACAUCGGAUGCUAGAAAUGAAUCAAUAAAUGAUAUAGAUGAAAAUAUUUUUAAGACUCCUGUAAAACAUAAUAAUGAAACAUCUACUUCGACAUUGGAGGCUAAAAAUGAAUCAAUAAAUAGUACAGAUGAAAAUAUUUCUUAA
Messenger RNA from Macrosiphum euphorbiae (potato aphid), 285 nucleotides. The record is from the annotation of a GenBank genome assembly. NCBI's taxonomy places the organism in Eukaryota, Metazoa, Arthropoda, Insecta, Hemiptera, Aphididae.